This is a messenger RNA of Talaromyces stipitatus ATCC 10500, 2434 nucleotides long. Its product is annotated as vacuolar protein sorting-associated protein VpsB. Gene Ontology annotation, biological process: vesicle-mediated transport; intracellular protein transport. Gene Ontology annotation, cellular component: Golgi membrane. The record is from RefSeq and is a predicted model, not a curated record. NCBI's taxonomy places the organism in Eukaryota, Fungi, Ascomycota, Eurotiomycetes, Eurotiales, Trichocomaceae. The coding region runs from base 527 to 2308 and encodes 593 amino acids. The transcript has 3 exons.
UCUGUCUAUUGAAUAGCUCUAUAACCAGUCAUCCAAGAAGAUGGGAAAUAGGUGAAAGAAUGAAUAGGAAAUAGUGUAGUUAUAGAAAAAGUUGGAAAAGAAAAAGCGGGAGCGAUGCCGUCAUGUGCUGGGGUAGUUAAGGGAAGGAGCUACUUUUUGUUGAGUGACCGCCUCGACUGACCCGCCAGUAGUAUACACGCCGAUACAGCAUCUAGUACGUACGAUGUCUAACUAACCAACUUAACUUACUGCCUGCUGGUUUACAUAAAUCAACAAAUCUACUUCGGCCACAGUUUCACGUGCAAAUUCAUUCCUCUAGCAUAUCGACCUAUCAGAACCGUCCGUUCUCCCCUCGGUGGGCAAGCUUAUGACGGCACAAAGCACUGCCUAGCGCCGACAAAAGCGCCGACAAAAGCGCCUAAUUGAACGGAGCUCCUCCGCUUCAAACUAUCUGCUCGCCUACCAUCAAGCGAAUAUCGCCGUGAUAUAUUUAUUUAUUUGAACCGGCGCACCGGCAUACAAGACAAUGGACGUCGUCGCAGCCGUGUCCGGGUACCUUACCCGGAUGGUGUCUGUCGGCGACUCGUCUACAGCAGGCUCCUCAUCGUCCAAGAUGAAGAUUCUACUUCUUGAUAGUGAGACAGUACCAAUCGUUUCGACAGCGAUUACUCAAUCGGCUCUCCUGAAUCAUGAAGUCUACCUCGUCGAUCGAUUAGACAACCAGGCACGAGAGAAAAUGCGGCAUCUACGAUGUAUUUGCUUUGUACGCCCGUCGCCGACUUCAAUACAACUCCUUAUUGACGAAUUACGAGCCCCGAAAUACGGAGAAUACCACCUCUUCUUUACAAAUAUCAUUCGCAAAUCAUCAUUAGAAAGACUUGCCGAGGCUGACGAUCAUGAAGUUGUGCGCGUGGUUCAGGAACAGUUUGCAGACUUUAUCGUGAUCAAUCCUGAUCUGUGCUCGCUCAAUCUUGAAUUUCCGCUGCAUAGAAUAUGGAGUAAUAGCCCCGAUGUUUGGAACAGCGAUGCGCUACAAAGGGCGACAGAGGGUGUGAUUGCGAUGUUGCUGGCAUUAAAGAAGAAUCCAUUGAUUCGAUACGAGAAAAACAGUCUGAUGGCUAAGAAGCUGGCAACAGAAGUUCGGUAUCAAUUGACCCAGGAAGAGCAACUUUUUAACUUUCGCAAAACCGACACUCCCCCUAUUCUUCUUAUACUCGACCGGCGAGACGAUCCCAUAACACCACUUCUCACGCAAUGGACUUACCAGGCUAUGGUACAUGAAUUGAUUGGCAUUCACAACGGACGAGUAGAUCUACGGGACGUCCCUGAUGUCCGACCGGAAUUGCAGGAAAUAGUACUGUCCCAGGAUCAAGACCCAUUUUAUAAGAAAAACAUGUACCAGAAUUUCGGAGAUCUUGGAGGGAAUAUCAAGGAGUACGUUGAGCAGUACCAGGCCAAGACACAAAGCAAUAUGAGCAUCGAAUCGAUUGCAGACAUGAAGCGAUUUGUGGAGGAUUAUCCAGAGUUCCGGAAAUUAUCUGGAAACGUCAGCAAACAUGUGACGCUGGUUAGCGAGCUCAGUCGCCGUGUCGGUGAGGAUAAUUUACUGGAUAUCAGUGAAUUGGAGCAGAGUUUGGCAUGUAACGACAACCAUGCCAGCGAUCUACGUUCAUUGCAAAGAAUAAUCCAACAACCUUCUGUAAAAGCCGAGAACAAAAUUCGACUGGUCGCGCUGUAUGCUAUACGCUACGAAAAGCAACCAAAUAACUCACUUCCGGUCUUACUGGAUUUACUCACAGCUGCUGGUAAUGUUCCGCAGCAUCAAGUGAACAUCAUUUCCAGGCUCCUUGCAUAUCAUCACUCCCUACAAGCUCCCCCAGUUGCUGGCGGGUUCUCCGAUCUCUUCGAGUCUGCGUCAUUUUUCUCAGGUGCGCGUGACCGGUUCAGGGGGUUGAAAGGUGUCGAGAACGUCUACACUCAACACUCGCCUCGACUAGAGGCCACACUACAGAACCUCAUCAAGGGCAAGCUAAGAGAACUACAAUAUCCCUUCUUAGAAGGCGGUGGUCAUACAAGAGACAAACCGCAAGACAUUAUUGUCUUUAUGAUAGGUGGAGCAACUUAUGAAGAAGCCAAGUUGAUUGCCCAGAUCAAUGCCAGCUCUCCAGGAAUCAGGGUGGUGCUGGGAGCGACCACGAUUCAUAAUAGCACAACAUUCUUUGAGGAGGUCAACGAUGCGGUCAGCAAUUGGCCGGAGCCUACUCCUGGAUCAGCGGCAGGACGACUGCGCAGGGAACUUGGACGUUGAUUAUUCUACUGUCUGGAUAGUAAGCAGGCGUUGGCGUUAUCGGUCAGUUCUCAUAUGGUAGCUUGACGUAGAUACAUUACCUAUACAAUUUUUAUGGCUGUAUAUCCGCACGAGUCUUUCUCAGUC